This is a messenger RNA of Impatiens glandulifera, 1727 nucleotides long. RefSeq names its product CBL-interacting serine/threonine-protein kinase 12-like. The coding region runs from base 87 to 1559 and encodes 490 amino acids. NCBI's taxonomy places the organism in Eukaryota, Viridiplantae, Streptophyta, Magnoliopsida, Ericales, Balsaminaceae. Gene Ontology annotation, molecular function: ATP binding; protein kinase activity. The transcript has a single exon. The record is from RefSeq and is a predicted model, not a curated record. Gene Ontology annotation, biological process: signal transduction; protein phosphorylation.
CCAAUGAAAGAGACUCUCAACCGUCACACCGCCAAGCUUCUGAUUUAGGUUUUCAUCGCUUCUGAUUUAGGUUUUCAUCAACGAAAAUGGCGAAUAACAACGUACCAAAGACGAUGAUGAAGAAGGAAACAUCUCAAGGAUUACUCCUCGGUCGAUACGAGAUCGGCAAACUUCUCGGCCAUGGAACCUUUUCCAAAGUUUACUAUGCUAAAAACGUAAUCAACAACGAAAGUGUCGCUAUUAAAGUAAUCGACAAAGAAAUGAUCCUCAAAUCCGGUUUAAUCGCUCAUAUCAAACGCGAGAUCUCAAUUCUCCGUCUCGUACGUCAUCCAAACAUUGUUCAAUUAUUCGAAGUUAUGGCAACAAAAACUAAGAUUUACUUUGUAAUGGAGUAUGUUAAAGGCGGUGAACUUUUCAAAAAAGUAGCUAAAGGUAGAUUGAAGGAAGAUGUUGCUCGUAAGUAUUUCCAGCAGUUGAUUUCCGCAGUUGGGUUCUGUCAUAAUCGCGGCGUUUAUCAUCGCGAUCUGAAACCGGAGAAUCUUCUUCUCGAUGAGGAAGGCGAUUUGAAGGUAUCUGAUUUCGGUUUAAGCUGUGUUUCUGAUCAGAAUAGACAGGAUGGAUUGUUUCAUACGUUUUGUGGUACUCCGGCUUAUGUUGCACCGGAAGUUCUUGCUAGAAAAGGAUAUGAUCCUGCUAAGGUAGAUAUUUGGUCUUGUGGGGUUGUUUUGUUUGUUCUUAUGGCUGGUUAUUUACCUUUUCAUGAUAUGAAUAUUAUGGUCAUGUAUAAGAAGAUUUACAGAGGGGAAUUUCGUUGCCCUAGAUGGUUUUCACCUGAAUUAACUCGAUUUCUUAGGAGAUUACUUGAUAUAAACCCUGUAACUAGAAUCACAAUUCCGGAGAUUAUGAACAAUAAGUGGUUCAAGAAAGGAUUCAAGCAUAUCAAAUUCUAUAUAGAAGAUGAUAAAUUGUGUAAUGUUAAUGAAGGUGAGUCUGAAUCAUUAUCUGAUCAAUCGGUUUCAGAAUCAGAUACUGAAAUGGAACCAAGGAGAAGGGUUGGCAAUUUGCCAAGGCCGGCAAGCUUGAACGCGUUUGAUCUUAUAUCUUUCUCCCCUGGUUUUGAUUUGUCUGGAUUGUUCGAGGAAGGUGGAGGGGAAGGGGAGAGGUUUAUAUCUGGCGCACCGGUUGCUAAGAUUAUAUCGAAAUUGGAAGAGAUUGCGAAGGUGGUGAGUUUUGCAGUUAGAACAAAGGAUUGUAGAGUGAGUUUGGAAGGGUCUAGACAAGGAAGGAAAGGGAAUGGUCCAUUGACAAUUGCUGCUGAGAUAUUUGAGUUAACGCCUGAAUUGAGAGUUGUGGAGGUGAAGAAGAAAGGAGGAGAUAAAGGAGAGUAUGAUGAUUUCUGUAAUAGAGAAUUGAAGCCUGGUUUGCUUAACCUUAAGGAUGAUCAUGAAGAACAUGAAUUGAAUUCUUCUUCUAUUCGUCAUGUCUAUUCUUCUCCAAAUUUCCGGGUUUUGGAUGAUGAUGAUGAUGAUGAUGGAGGAUCAUCCCAUUUGAUAAUCUGAUGUUGAGUAAAGAUCAAAAAAAGGUAACCCACAUACAAUAAUUUAGCUUUGGCCUUUGUGUAUAGUAUAGUGUAACUUUGUACCAGAUAGUUUAUGUUCUUGGAGAAUGUUUGCAUAUGUACCCAUUCAUGUUGUAAGAUGUUUAAAUGCUAAAUGAUCAUUGCUUGA